Brassica napus (rape) is the source of this 907-nucleotide messenger RNA. Its product is annotated as 60S ribosomal protein L18a-like protein. NCBI's taxonomy places the organism in Eukaryota, Viridiplantae, Streptophyta, Magnoliopsida, Brassicales, Brassicaceae. The coding region runs from base 285 to 722 and encodes 145 amino acids. The record is from RefSeq and is a predicted model, not a curated record. The transcript is spliced from 4 exons.
AUGACAAAAUCUCUUAAUAUCUGUACAUAAAUAUUUUAAAUAUAAAUAAUUAAGCUUAUUUAUUAAACACAUUUACUCAAAACAUUGCAGUACGUGGGCUGUCAAGACAUAUAAUAAAAACUCUGGGUCCAUACUGGAAAAUACACAUUAUCCCGGGAUCUAUAAGCGAAUUAUAAAAUAGCUGAUUUGAAAAAAACUAAAAUAAAAAGACUUCAACGCGGCAACACUUUCCAUCUCGACCGAGUCAGAAAGAACGAUCGAGACGAAAAAAACGAAGAAGAAAGAUGGGUCAAGCAGAAGAAGAUAAAAGCAAAGGAUUUGCUGAGGAAGAAGUUAACCAGCAUCAUCAUCAUCAUCAAUACGGUACGUUUCAAGGUGUUUCCAAUUAUCCUCAACCUUCGCCGCCUCCUGGAGUUUACGAUUCCUCCGCUCCUCAUUACGUCCAUGGUUAUCAUUCUGUUCCAGUCUAUGGCAUUGCUGAAGGAAGACCUGUGACUGUGAGACAACGCCGCCUUUCUUGCUGUGGAAUUGGUCUUGGAUGGUUCUUGUUCAUAGUUGGUUUUUUCCUUGGAGGAAUACCUUGGUAUGUCGGAAUGGGCAUCAUGAUAGUUGGAAGGAGGGUUGACCACAGGGAGAAACCAGGUUACAUUGCUUGCACCAUCGCUGCUAUUCUUGCCACGAUCGCUGUUAUUCUUGGUGUAUCUAAAGGAGCAGAAGAUUGAUGAUCAUUCGUUUAUAUCUAUGGUUGAUUCAGAACGUUUGUAUAGAUGCCGAUAAACAUUGUGUUCUGUAUUUUUAUUAUCUUCGUACUUCUUCUAUGAACUCCUUCGAAACAUAGAGAAAAAUGAUGUAAACUUAUAAAAGUUAUUUGCCAACCAAGUGUGAUAGCAAUACAACAGAACCUUAC